UCUCACACCUCUAAUCUUCACGCCGUUUUUCCCGCCCCUCUUUUUCCUCUACAAAAUCAUCAUUAGAUCCCUCAAUCUUCGAUCACACAUUCUUCAACAAUCUCUCUCUCUAUCUCUAUCUCUCUCAGAUUCAAUCUCUUCGAAGUUAACCAAGCUUAGCCCAAAUCGAAUCAAUGAAGGAUAUCUCUAGAUCUCCGGUGAGAAGAAACGACGGAUUCCACCGCUACUUGAAGCCAGGCGCGCUCGCCCAGAUCCGAAACUCGAGAAUCAACGCUAGAUCUACUACCUCUCUCGUAUCUCGCUCCCUCUCGCAACCACUCGAUCCAUCGUCUCCUUCUCAGAACUCUGCCGCUGAAGCGGCGGCGGCGCGGAAUCUGACGAUAGAACAGGUACCACAUCUUCUGAGAAAGAUCUAUGGUCCUUAUAGUUACCAGAGGAAGAAGUUGGCCGCCGCUAGAUCCGUCUCGUCGUUGAUGAUGGUGAAUCCUAUCAAUUCAGUUAUUGAAUCCACUGGUGGAAACAGCAGUGUGUUGAGUAGUGAUGUAAUUGCUCAUUGAGUUAAACUGUUUCUUCUCUAUUUUACAUGUAGAUUGUUUUCCUAUUCUGUGAACUGAUACAAUUGGGGGAAUAUGUUCAAUACUCGUAAACUAUGUAUUAAAUUAUUGAAUUUCCAAUAAA
Messenger RNA from Eutrema salsugineum, 678 nucleotides. RefSeq lists its product as uncharacterized. NCBI's taxonomy places the organism in Eukaryota, Viridiplantae, Streptophyta, Magnoliopsida, Brassicales, Brassicaceae. The transcript has a single exon. The record is from RefSeq and is a predicted model, not a curated record. Bases 174 to 557 code for a protein of 127 amino acids.